Molecule: messenger RNA, 7933 nt
Organism: Phasianus colchicus (ring-necked pheasant)
Lineage: Eukaryota; Metazoa; Chordata; Aves; Galliformes; Phasianidae
Gene: RAB11FIP5
Product: RAB11 family interacting protein 5
Biological process (GO): regulated exocytosis
Cellular component (GO): recycling endosome; mitochondrion; early endosome
Molecular function (GO): small GTPase binding
Source: RefSeq, a predicted model, not a curated record
GGGCGGGGCGGGCGGCGGGCGGUUGCGGCCCGGCUGCGGCAGCGCAGCGGUGCGGUGCGGUGCGGAUUUGAGGCUCGGCCCGGUCCGGUCCGGCCGCCCUCUCUCCGUUCCUCCGCCAUGGCGCUGCUCCGCGCCGCUGCGCUGCCCGCCGACGGCCCCCCGGCUUGGCUGCCCACCCACGUGCAGGUGACGGUGGUCCGGGCCCGGGGGCUGCGCUGUAAGGGCGGCGGCGGCGGUGGGGGCAAAGCGGGCAGCAGCGACGCGUAUACCAUCAUCCAGCUGGGCCGAGAGAAGUACUGCACUUCGGUAGCGGAGAAAAGCGGCGGCUGCCCCGAAUGGAAGGAGGAAUGCGCCUUCGAGCUGCCGCCCACCGAGCCCGGGGUUGAGGCCGCGGUGCUGCUCACCGUCAUGCACCGCGCCCUGGUGGGCAUGGAUCGCUUCCUGGGCAUGGCCCGGGUACCGCUGCGGGCUGCGGGGCUGCAGGGCAGGGCGGCCGAGGAGAGGUGGCACAAGCUGCAUUCCAAGCCCGGCAAGAAGGAGAAAGAACGUGGUGAGAUCCAGGUGAGCAUCCAAUUCACACGCAACAACCUCACAGCCAGCAUGUUCGACCUGUCCAUGAAGGACAAACCACGGUCACCCUUUGGCAAGCUGAAGGACAAGAUGAAGGGCAAGAAGAAGUACGACUUGGAGUCAGCCUCUGCCAUCAUCCCCAGCAGCAUGGGUGCGCUCGACAUGGAGGAUGAUUACGACGUCGGUGGCAAGAAGUCCAAAGUGAAGGGCUUCUUCCUGAAGAACAAGCUGCGCAAGUCAUCCCUAACGCAGUCCAACACCUCUCUGGGAUCCGACAGCACCAUCUCAUCAGCCAGCCUGGGCAUGGCCACCAGCGGCCCCGAGGUAACCAGGUCUCCCAGCAGACACAGCAGUCUGUCCACGGAGCGCUCCGUGAAGGACUUUUUACCUUCUCCAAAGCUGACCCACAAGAGAGCAUUCAGUGAUGACGUCUCCCAGGUCAGCCCUAUCCUGGAGCCGAAAGCAAUCCACAGCCUGAAGCUAAAGACAGAUCCCGUGUCCCGCUCUUCUCUCUGCAUCAAUGGGAGCCAUGUGUACAGUGAUGAGCCAACCCCAAGGAGCCCCGUGCCCACCCCGCAGGGCUCCACACCGCUGCCUGUUCCCAAAAGGCCAGAGGAGGGUUUUGGCUUCAUCCCAAUCCACAACGACCCCCACGAGGUGCCCUGGGGGGCCAGCAGCUUGGAGAGGACACAGCAAAGGGACGAGAUGAGAUUCAUCCCCUCUCCUCCCAGCUUGGUUUUGCAGGAAGAACUCAAGGUGUCCACCAAAGCUGUGACCCUCAGCAACCACCUGGGCAGAGCCAGGAUGGAAGAAAACAACCGCCUGGAGAACAAGCCGACCCAGGUGGCAACACCCAUGGUCUUCUCUGCAGAGGUGACAAAGGAGAAGCAACCCGAGGAAAUGAGGAAGGAAGAGAAGAAAACAAAGGGCGGGCUCUUCCACAAGAGUGAUGCGGGGAGCAGGGGCCAGGGGGAGAAAACAGGAGCCUCGCAUGGCUCUGCAGCAGUGGGAGAUGACAGGAGCAAGGCUGGCGGCUGGUUUGGUUCCAAGGAGCCCAAAGACUCCCCCCAGAAACCCAGCCUGGAAGUGUCUCCUCAGGUAGAAACCAGCUCAGAUGCUCCUUCUCAUUUUCCUCCCCGCUCCCCUGCCCGGUUCCCUGCUGCUGCUGUAGCCCAUCUUGCUCGCAUGCUGAGCCCUAACCUCCCUCCUGCUACCGGAGACAGUCAGCCUGGAUGCUUGUCCCCUACCAACCCAUUCCUCAACUCCCUGCAGAGCAAUCCCUUCUUUGAGGACCUCCUCGCUGACCAGGUACUAAAUUCUCCUUCACCUACUCACUUUUUCUCUAGUUUCCCGUCUGAGCCGCAUGCUUCAACAGAGGUCGCUGGGAGCUUGUGUUCCUCUGAGGAUUGCAGUCCCUCUGCCUCCCUAAGACUUAAAGAUCCAGAGGGAGAACCUCCAGCCAAAAGCGUUGGUGUCCCCGUGCCUGAAACCACUCCUCCGUCCCAUGCAGACCCUCCUCCUCCAGAUGAGGAACCCACCGCCUCUCCUCCUCCCCUCUCAGAGUGGGAUGAGACCUUCGAUGCCUUUGCCACCAGCAGGCUCAGACCAGACUCAAAGAAGGAGGACUUUUUUACUUCGGUGGCGGCGGAGGGCAUGGCUUUCAUCGACGAUCCCAAUGCCGCCAGCCCCACAGAACGGUCAGCUGAGCCAGAUCCUGAGGAGGGGACACAGGGCUUUGAAAAGGCCGAGCCACAGAUCAGCAGUGAAAUGCCCCCAGCGCUGCGGUCUUGGACAAAUUUCUCUGGUUUGGAUGUGGGGGCAAACCUGGUGAGCACAACCCAGGAAGCGACAGUGAUAGAGGAUGUGCUGAGCCCUGUGUCUGCAGGGUCGGCAGCGAGGAGAAGGAAGAGCAGCACUCCGAUGGUUUGGGCUGCCUCAUUGUCAUCUGGAAAUCCGGGGGAAAAGGAGGCUUCCACCCUGCUAAGUUCUGAUAAUUGUGCUGGGGAGGAACGGGACAGUAAUGAGGAAGAAACCUCGAGCGUAGGGGAGAAUGGCUGGAUGACUAUUGCCACCGAAACUGCGCCCGAUCCUUCUGAGAGCACACAGAGCAUUGGCCAGGGGAGCGUGUUUGGGCAGCGGUCCUUCCAUGGCGAGGGCACCUUUGAAACGAAAAGUACUCCUCGUGUCCUUCCCCAAAGCACCUUCAGCUCUGAAAACACAGCAGAAACAAUACUGGGCAGCAAUGUGGCUGCUGUGCCCCCACGAGUGCUGCAAGACAUGGCAGCAGGGUGCUUCCCCGUGGCUCCGGACAUGGGGAAGGAGCUGCAGGAUGAUGGCAGGGAGAUGUUUGACAUCAGGAGCUCGGUGUACCGGCUGCAGGCCAGCAUGCGGUUGGAGGCUGGUGAGGGCCAUGUGAAGAUGGGCUCUGAUGCUGUCCUCACAAUGUGGACGGGUGUGCGAGGGAAGGAGGAGGUCAUGCCACCUCCCAAACCUCCGCGGUGGUUUGCAGCCGUUUGUGGCAGAGGGGAGGAUGAGAACAAUGCUAGUGACACAACGGCAAGGCAGCGAGGUGGGGAGGAGCAGCAGGAGGGUGAGGAGGGCCUGGAGCAACCACGGAGCCAUCUGAGUGGUGACACAGCUGUCCUAGCACCUCACACAGCUGUGCAUGAGGAUGCUGCUGACGUGGAGGCAGGAGGGGACACCUCUUUGGGAGAAGAGCCACUGGAGAUGAAUGGGACAGAUGUGGCUGAACACUUUGAGACCUGCCCCUCCAGGUUCUCCGUGGAUGAGCUCACCCCAUCGGGUGCUGCAGGGAGCUGGAAUCAGCUGGCUUUGUCUCCUGUGUCACAGCUCAGCCUCAGCGCAGAGCCAUCAAUAGCCCCAGAGCAGAAGGAAUGCCCUGAGGAGCUUGGUGUGUCAGCACCAGACCUGUCCCUCAGGCCGGACUCAGGCCAACCCGAGACCUUCUGGACGGCGUUGGAGGAGCAGGAGGCAUUGGGCCGCCCGCACAGGUUAGCGCCAGAGCAGCACCAGGGUGAGGGGCCGGCGGUGGGCUGUCCCCAUCAGGCAGAGCAGGGCUGGCCGCCUGCAGGGAUAGACUUCAAGAAGGUGGAAUUCUGGAAGCUAGAUAGAACGGAGGAGAGGAGCGAGCAGGAUGCUGCAAGCCCAGGCAAUCCCUUUGCUCUGGCAGUCAGCCCUAUUGCCCCCACAAAUCCCUUUGUGGAAAAGCCAGCAGACGCCCUUCCCGUCCAGGCUGUGCUGCCUGAAAGGUUCAGCUCCCCCCAGCUCCAUGGGGAAGCCCUUCAACAAGGCUUCCAGCCCACUAACCCCCCAGGGGACCCGCUAGGCAAUCCUUCCCUGCAUGACAGCCAGCCCUUGGCCUUCUCCACCCCUUUCCCCGUGGCUGUGACUAACCCCGAGCAGUUUGAUUUCCCCUCCCCUGCCGCGACCAGCCAUGCCGCAGCCCAGCCCUGCCCUUUGCCGCAGUCCGGUGACACACAAGCUUCAGCACUCGUGGUUUUGCCCAGGGAGACACAGCCAGCUGAGAAGCCCUUUUUCCAGCAGAUGACCAGUCCUCACCCGGUGAAACCCAUCAGUGCUGCAGUGCAGGAGGUCUCCAGUGAGAAGAAGCAGCAGAACAAAUCCAGCCUGACCACAGCGCUGAGCAAUGGCCUGGAGAAGCUGAAGACAGUCACCACAGGCAGUGUUCAGCCUGUGGCCCCCUCAUCACACCUGGAGAAAACAGACCCAAAGAAGGAUCCCAACGUGUUGGACCAAUCAGCCAAAUAUUAUCAUUUGACCCAUGAUGAACUCAUCCAGCUCCUACUGCAGAGAGAGAAGGAGCUGAGUAAGAAGGAGGAGCACAUCCAGGAACUGGAGAAUUACAUUGACCAGCUGCUGGUGCGCAUCAUGGAGCAGUCUCCCACGCUCCUCCAGAUCCCGCUGGGGGAAGCCAAGACCAAGUAACCUCCCGGCAGAGACCAGCAUCACUUGCCUAAAGCACUUCCAGUAAACACGCUGCAAACACCCCUGCACUCCCCCCUCCUCUUAAAGAAGGCUUCUCCAGUGGCUUCUGUUCGCAGAGUUUAGCAGGAAUGGUUAUCUGCUCCUUCCCAACCUAAGCUUAUUCCAGUUCUGGCUCCAGGGAACUGUAGGGUGGUGGGCUGUCAGCUACCCUAUGGGGAGGAGCAGAGCCCUCUUCAGGAGGCAGAUGCUUCCUGAGGUUCCUGUCAUAACCAAGUAGCAUCUUCUCAGGCACUCAUCCUACCAAUGCUUUAAGUGGUCCAUGAACAUUUGAGAGCUGGAAACCAGCCACCUCGCCCUUGUCUUCAUCCUGCUACUGCUGCUCUUCUGCCUACACUCUUCCACAGUCUCUUCUCUGCAAUGGUGUGCUCUGGCUGAGGGACAGCGUUAAACUGGCUGACAAAAUUGGGGAUGCCUAAACUCAGUAAGACUCUACCAGCAUGUUACUGUCCAGUAAGUCUGCUCAGCAGGGCAGCUGGGGAAGGGGCUGCUGCUGGAUGCCUCCUUCCCUUCCUGCCCCAUAUGCUGUACCCACAAAGGAAGGCUCUGAACAGCUGACUCCUUUUUGUGUCAGUACCUGGUGCAGUAAGAGGCAGUACACAAAGCCACAGUACUGCAGUCAGAGGCUGCAGAGACUCGAGCCAACAUCACUGCCUGAUUGUGAGCUGUGCUGGUUUCUUCUCUGCGUGCAUGCAGGGUUGUGACGCUGCCUUAGAGACCCAGCCCAAAACUGAAUUUGUAGAGAAGGGCUGGUGAUGGUUUGUGCACCAUCAAUGCUGCAGGAGAUCUCGCAUGGCACCCAACCCAUCACCAGGUGGGCUGUGCCCAGGAUACUCCUGUAUGCAGAAACCACAGCUGGAUUUUCUGAUCAGUAUUACACUUCCUCUUUUCUGCAUCUGCAAGAAUUGCUUUCCACUGGCAGCCCCCUAUAAUUGACUUUGCGUUGUCAUUAUCAAUGCAACAGGAAAACGCCAUACAGACCGAAGCUAGUGUGCAAAGAAGGAUGUCUGGCUGCCCAGCCACCUCUAUGCAUGAUGUCCCGUUAGGUCAGACAUCCACCAAACACAUGCAAACCACAUUCUGUGAAAGCUAGCAAUCCAGUAAUCAACGUGGAUCACUUUCAAGUCAGUAUUAGUGCCAGAACAGCUAGAAUUGUGUCACACCUCCACGCCAGCAUCAGGUCUCUGGCAGCUUGGGCCCACCCCUAGAAAUGCUAGGCCAGCUCUCUCGGGAGUUGAAUGCUUCUCGCUAACUUGGAGUGACUGUAUAAAGGCCUCUGUGUUGUUUGAUGUAAUGGAUGGUGUUGGUGUGGGGUUGGUGAGCGGUGCUCCCAGCCAUGUCGCAGUACAGCGCAGCUUCUGGUUUGGAAGGGUGCUGGGGAAGGGCAUAUAAACCUCUUCUUGUGUCAGUAUUUUGGCAAGAAGGUGCCCGUGCAGGCAGGGGGUCAGCUGGUGUGGAACUUGAGCUGUCUCAGCAUGUAGGGCAUCUUCUCUCUGCUGCAGAUAUCCAAAAGUUACUGAAUUUUUUUUAAACCUUUCUAUUCUUUUCUCCUUCCUUACUUCAGUAUAUGCCAUGACUGAAAAAUUGUGCCUUUUGCAAUAGAACAAUGGCAGUUCCCUAUGAGGAAAGGCUCUGAAAUUCGAUUCUCAGCUGACUAACACAGCUUGGCCAGCUUUCUGUUCUGCCUGCCUGCUAAUUUGAACUAGGUGAGUCUAUGUUUUAAAGCAGUCAGUAGAGCCUUCCCAUCCCUAUGGGCAAUUUGUUUUGGUCUUUGACAGAAGUGCUGUGUGGACAGCUCCAUGAUAUGGCAGAUAUAAAUAGAGGAGGUGAUAAUGAGGGAAGGUGUGGCAGAUAUUAGAAGACCAGAUGCAGCUGGAUAAAGGCACUAUUGGGUCACACUCAAAGCCUGAGGCUGACAGAAGUAAGAGGUAUCAGCUUAAAAGGAGAUUUGGCAUCUCUGCUAGUGACAGUAUUUGGUCAUGUCUAGCUUGCAGACUGUCGUAUUAACAGGAGGAUUUGUUAUCCUGAAAGAUAGCAGCCAUGAGCCAUUAGUUCCUACCUGCUUGUCCCUGAUAGGGAGCUAAUUGGAGUUUUGCACCUCUCUACUGCAUCUUUAUGUUCCUCCUCCCUCUGUAUGUCUCAGAUGAAAGGAACUGCAAUUUCUGGUGUGAGAUGUGAGUCCUGCAGUGGCCAUCCUGGCUCGCUGCUGCCUGACAAUCAGCUGUUUCCUUGGGUUUCUCCUAUCAGUGACAGGCAUUACAGGUGCUCCCCCCACACAAGUGCCAGUGCUUUUAGCUCACUACACCUCCUCCCCGUCUCUCCUCCUCCUGUUCCAUUGCAUCUAACCACCUCCGUAUGCCCCUCUCUGCCUUAGGCAGCUCUGCCUCUUCUCCCAAAGCUUGAGCGUUUUGCACUUUAUAUUUUCAAGUUGAUCUCAGAGCUCCAGAGGGCCGUGUCAGGGCCCCUUCAGCAAUACGUGCUUCCUGCGGCUCACAGGGCUACAGAGAGAAGCAAGUGGUGGGGACAGCCAAGGCUGCCAUCACGUUUCAUGUCUGUCAGAGCAUUUGGAAGUCCAGAGGUACCUACAAACAAUGCUCAUGUUUAGGAGAAGGCAUCUUCUUUAGGUGCUUUUGUCUUUAAUUUGUUUCUCCACCUCACUAUUCUGAGAAUGUUCCUCCCCCCACUGCCCAGUUUUUAUUCUCUGCAUUAAAGCAUUUUGCACCACUAACAAUGCUGUAGCCAGAGUGUGUAACCAGAGGAUCUAGCUGCUUUGAAGAAUAACUGGGGGAAAUGUUGUCCAGUUACGUUCCAAAUGCAUGUUUAGUGAUUAUCUUCCAAAGGAGGUGAGCAGCACUGCUCUCUGUGCAGGGCAAUACCAAGAGCUGCGCUGCUCUGUGUGGAAUGAGCAGACAGACGGACGUGAAGGAAGCUGCUUUUGAUCCAGCAGCAGCUUUUGGUGGUUCUGUUUUAAACACAGUCACAGCAAUAAUUCUGUCUUUUGCCUUUUGCAUCCUUAUCUGUCCUUCUCUUUCCACAUUCAGACUGUUUGAUAGGUUUUCUGCAGGGCACUGCUGCUCUCAUCUCCUCUGUUUUUGUUGUCAGUCCACAACUGGCUUUCUUGCUGUUAAAGAACUCUGGCCAAGUGAUUUAUUUUUGUCUUUGCUGCCUCUUCUGUCCCAGAAUGAUGGGACAGAAGAGCAGCUGAGGUAUAUCCUUAAACUGGAACAAACCUGAAGGGAUGUGGAUGCCGAAGUGUGAUGUAGACCUAGCCAUAUGCCUUGUCUGUGAAGGAACAGCUGCGUUCUGUGUCAUAAACGUGGGGUGGAAAACCACCCCAAAA